Molecule: messenger RNA, 10924 nt
Organism: Nerophis ophidion (straightnose pipefish)
Lineage: Eukaryota; Metazoa; Chordata; Actinopteri; Syngnathiformes; Syngnathidae
Gene: dnajc14
Product: DnaJ (Hsp40) homolog, subfamily C, member 14
Exons: 7
Coding region: 355-2349 (664 amino acids)
Molecular function (GO): dopamine receptor binding
Source: RefSeq, a predicted model, not a curated record
GAGAGGACUAUAAAAACAACAUGGACACCUGGCAGUUCCCACGAUGAGCUGACAGGUACAAACUCUUUAUCUCGCACACUACAUGUCCGGUACUCGCCCACGUCAACCGUGUCCUGGUCCUGCCUGGUCGGAGUCCCACAGGCAGGGGAAUGACUGAUCUCCUUUCUGCAUGAUGAGACGUGCUUAAGAAGCCUGACUCAGCUGCUGAUAUGGUGGACCUUAGACAAAGUCUCAGAAGCCCCCAGUCUCACAUUCGAGUGGGAGUCUGGGGACAAUAUUGCAACAGAUUAUGGCUUUAGGAGAUCAUCUCCCACGGAAAUCUGUUUGGACUGUUCCGAAAUAAGAGAUCGGAAGAUGGAGAGAGUGGCGGCUGAGAAGGAGAUAGACGCCCUUCCGGAUUCCGACGAGGAGCUGUCUGAUGGUGAGUCGACGAAUAGGUCCGGUCGCUGGGAGGCGAGAGAGACGGAAGACGGCGGCGAGUGCAAAACCAACGCUCAGGACAUCCCGGCCAAGCCGCAGGACUCUGGAAUCGGUGACGUGGAGUGCUGUGGCUCCCUGGAGGGCAGAAGUGACACCGGGGACCUUUCAGACGGAACGGAACACCAAGGCCAGGAGAACUCCCAGCUCAUAAACCAAGAGGAGGACGAAUCCGCGAAGGAGCAGCACAUGAACGGCGAGUCGGGCUGGAGGAACUUGGGAGCGGGGAGGAAAUGCAAACCCAGGAGCGGCGGAUCGAUUUCAGAGCAGAGCAACCAAAGUGCUUUCACGGCCACCUCCUUCCAAAAAGGCAACUUUGCGCCGAGCGGCGGCAGGCACAAGCAGACCCGCAGGCGCAACCACCACCAUCAGCUGAACCGAGGACGCAGGCGGACGGGCAGACAGCUGGUCUUCGCCUUGAAGGAGGUGCUGUCGGAGUCUGUCAGCGUGUGGUGCAUCUCCUGUGUCCACAUGAUGAUCGAGAUUAUCGUCAUGUUGACUCACAAUUGUGGCGUGGGCGUGGAGGCCGGGGGCUUGGCGCUCUACAGCUUGGGACAGCGGCUCUUUGUGAAGAUCACGGACAUCCCGGGAAUGAAGGACGACGCCGGUCGGACUUUGAAAUGGACAAAAUGCACGGUCGCGCAGGUGGUGGACAGAGCCGUUCGGUUCCUGAAGUGGACUAAACAAGCCGCCUCGUCCACGCUCAGACUUUUCUGCGCUUUGCUCAUGCUCGGGUCCCAGCGGGCCAAAAGGGUCCUGGUCCGGGUCGGUGGAGAGAGAGGGAAACGGUAUUGGACAGCCUUUCAGGAUUCACGUCUGUGGAAGAGGGUGCUGCUCUUGGUGGAGAGAGUAGGAAACCUCUUCAAGAGACGUGGUCACGCGCAGGCAUCCGACUUUGAGUCACCGGGGAGAGCAGGGAGAGGCCCGCCGGGACAGGAGCUGGAGAGACUGCUCGCCCUGGCCGAGGUCCCCGAGGAAGAGCUCGAUCCCUUCACAGUUUUGGGCGUGGAGGUCCACGCCAGCGAGGCCGAGCUGAAGAAGGCUUACAGGCAGCUGGCUGUCCAGGUCCAUCCAGACAAGAACAAACACCCACGAGCCGGAGAGGCCUUCAAAGUACUGCGGGCGGCCUGGGAUAUUGUCAGUAACUCAGAAACACGAAGAGAGUAUGAGUUGAAGCGCAUGGCAGCGACUGAGCUCUCCAAGUCCAUGAACGAGUUCCUCACCAAGCUGCAGGACGACCUGAAGGACGCCAUGAACACCAUGAUGUGUACCAAGUGUGAAGGGAAGCACAAGCGCUUUGAGAUGGACCGCGAACCCGCCGAGGCCCGCUUCUGCGCCGAAUGUAGUCGCCGCCAUAGUGCCGAGGAGGGGGACCUGUGGGCGGAGUCUAGCAUGCUGGGAUUGCGUAUCACGUACUUUGCCUGCAUCGAUGGCAAGGUCUUUGACAUCACAGAGUGGGCGGGUUGCCAAAGGAUCGUCAUCUCUCCAGACACACACCGCGUGCCCUACCACAUCUCCUUCGGGGCCAAGAACCACAGCAGUGCCACCAGACACAGGACCCACGCCGAGCACGGCCCUGGCACCGGCCCCGUCCCCGGUCCUGCCAACCCGGCAGAUCUGCAGGACUUCUUCAAGCGCAUCUUCAAGGGAGGACCCCCCAGCGACAUGCCUGCCAACGGGGCCUUCUUCCCCUCAGGUCCACCCCACCACGCCCCACCCGGUGCCGGGCCACCCCCCUUCCCCCCUCCCCCGGGCCCGACCUCUUUCUUCAUGCCGGGGGCCCACCAUCGGCCCGAGUCCGGCGAGCCCUGGUCCGAGGGCGGCAAACCCCCAAGGAGGAAGAAGAAGGUGCGCAAACCCUUCCAGAGGUGAAGUCUGCCCACGCCUCGAAGAAAGAUCUGUUUGGCUCCGGUCUGGCCUGUCGGGGCGCUCACGUGCCACACGGAGGCGCUCGCUCCAAGACCUGAAGAUGUGCCGUGGACUGAGCAGAACUCAAAAGACCGGAAGAUGUGCUGUGGACUCUAUCCUCACUUUCCACUUGUAUGUAGCCUUGCCCUUCUCCUGCAUCCUUCUCCUCACCUAACCCAGGAGGCCAGAAAGACCCGGGACUCGGACCACGGCGCACAUUUCAGUACAAAGUGUCCCUCAUGAUCGUGCUUGCUUUGUCCAAAGUGGCCAUUGUCCAGAUUGUUCCAAGACGUGUUUGAGGACUUCACCCAGGAUCAACACACCAGGUGUGUCCAAACCUUCUCAUUCAAGUUUGGUCCCAAGGACCCAGAAGGGUCUCAGUUAUAAAAAAUGUUCAAAAAUAAGCCUUUUUUUUUUUCUUUUUUUUUUUUUAAAUCUCCUGAUCAACUGCCCUUUUUGUCUAAGAAACCCUGUUUUUUAUGGCAAAAAUCCCAAACUAUGCAAUAUCCCCCCCCCACCCCCCCCAAAAAAAAACAUUAAAAGUGGAAUAUUUGAUGUGAAGUAAUUAGAGCCUCAAUACCUCAAUCAUUCAUAACUUUGAUUUCAUUUGUUAUUUGUCAACAAUUACAUUAUAAAAAAAAAUCCCAAUAAAAUUCUCAAAGAUCCAAAAAGUUCCCAUUCAUAAAAGUGUUAAAAACAUGUUGUAGAUUUUAUUUAUUUUUUACUUUAGGCGCUUAAUCGACCUACUUCUGAUCUUUUUACUUUUUUAUUUUGUUUUAUGCCAUUUUUGUCAUGAGAAACUUAGUCAUGGAUUUUGAUUAAUAAUUAUUUUUGAACAAUUACAUUAAAAAUGGAUCUAAAAAGGUCGUAUAGCUCGGUUGGUAGAGUGGCCGUGCCAGCAACUUGAGGGUUGCAGGUUCGAUUCCCGCUUCCGCCAUCCUAGUCACUGCCGUUGUGUCCUUGGGCAAGACACUUUACCCACGUGCUCCCAGUGUCACCCACACUGGUUUAAAUGGAACUUAGAUAUUGGGUUUCACUAUGUAAAGCGCUUUGAGUCACUAGAGAAAAGCGCUAUAUAAAUAUAAUUCACUUCACACACUUCACGUCCCAUUCAUAAGUGUUAAAAAUAAGUUGUCGAUUUUUAUUUUUUUCCCAACGCUUAUGUCUAUCCAUCUACUUAAGAUCUAUUUGAGUUUUUUAUUUUUAUUUUAUUUUGUAAUUAAUUUUGUUUCUUUUAUGACUUUUUUGUCAUUGAAAACCUGGUGGUUUAUUGUCAUUUAUUUAUGAGCAAUGACAUAAAAAAAAUCCCAGUAAAAUUCUCAGGGAUCCAAAAAGGUCCCAUUCAUAAAAGUGUUAAUAAGUUGUAGAUUAUUUUUACUUUCAGCGCUUAAUCAAUCUACUUAGUUCUUUUUAUUUUUUUUAUUUGGUUUUAUGCCCUUUUUUUCAUGAAAAACUUAGUCAUUGAUUAAUUAUUAUUUUUGAGCAAUGACAUUAAAAAAGGCAUCUGAAAAGGUCCCAUUCAUAAAAGUGUUACAAAAUAAGUUGUAGAUUUUUAAUUUUUUUCAACGCAUAAAUCUAUCCAUCUACUUUAGAUCUAUUUGGGGUUUUUUUUAUUUUAUUUUGUAAUUAAUUUUGUUUGUUUAAAGCAUUUUUUGUUAUAGAAAACAUAUUUAUUGAUUUUCUAUAUUAUUUUUUGGAGCAAUGAUGUUAAAACAAAAAUCCCAAUAAAAUUCCGGGGAUCCAAAGAGGUCCCAUUCAAAAAAGUGUUAAAAAUAAGUUGUAGUAUAUAUAUGUAUUUUUUUUUUUACUUUCAGCAUUUAAUCAAUCUACUUUAAAUCUUGUUUUUUUAUUUUGUUUGUUUAUACCCUUUUUGUCAUGAAAAACUUAGUCAUUGAUUAACAUUGAUUUUGAUUAAUUAUUAUUUUUGAGCAACGACAUUAAAAAUGGGAUCUAAAAAGGUCCCAUUCAUACAAGUGUUUAAAAAAAUUGUAGAUUUUUUUUUUUCAACACUUAAGUCUAUCCAUUUACUUCAGAUCUAUUUGUUUUUUUUAUUUAUUUUAUUUUGUAAUCAUUUUGUUUGUUUUAUGACUUUUUUUGUCAUAGAAAACCUAGUUAUUGAUAGUCAUUAUUAUUUUUGAGCAAUGACAUUAAAAAAAAAAAAAUCCCUACAAAAUUCUCAGGGAUCCAAAAAGGUCCCAUUCUAAAAAGUGUUAAAAAAAGAUGUAGAUUUUGUCUUGUUUUUACUUUCAGUGCUUAAUCGAUUUACUUCAGAUUUUUUUUUAUUUAGUUUUAUGCGCUUUUUGUCAUGAAAAACUUAGUCAUUGAUUAACAUUGAAUUUAAUUAUUUUUGAGCAAUGACAUUAAAAAAGCGAUCCAAAAAGUUCCCAUUUCCAAAAUUGUUACAAAUAAGUAUUACUUUUUUUUAUUUUUAUUUUUAUUUUUUUUACAUUCAGCGCUUAAUCGAUCUACUUCUGAUCUUUUUAUUUUGUAUUUGUUUUAUGCCCUUUUUGUCAUAUAAAAAACGUAAUCAAUAGAAAUCAAUGUUAAUGACUAAGUUUUUUUUAUGACAGAAGGAGCAUAAAACAAAUACAAAAUAAAAAGAUCUGAAAUAGAUUGAUUAAGCACUGAAUGUAAAAAUAGAUAAAUACAUCUAACACUUUUUUUUAACACUUUUAUGAAUAUUAUGUUUUUGGAAGCGGUAGGCAAUGGAUGGAUGGAUGGAUCCUUUUUUUGAUGUUAUUGCUCAAAAAUAAUAAUUAAUACAAAUCAAUGUCUAAUAUUUUUGAGCAAUGACAUUAAAAAAGGGAUCCAAAAAGGUCCCAUUAAUAAAAGUGUUAAAAAUAAGAUGUAGAUUUUUUUUUUCAACGCUUAAGUCCAUGCAUCUAGAUCAGAUCUAUUUGUUUUUUUAAUUAUUAUUUUGUAAUUAAUUUUGUUUGUUUUAUGCCUUUUUUGUCAUGAAAAACAUAGUUAUCUAUUUUCAAUGUUAUUUUUGAGCAAUGAUAUUAAAACAAAAAUCCUAAUAAAAUUCCCGGGGAUCCAAAAAGGUCCCAUUCAUAAAAGUGUUAAAAAUAAGUUGUAGAUUUUUUAUUUUUUAUUUUUUUUACUUUCAGCGUUUCAUCGAUUUACUUCAGAUUAUAUUUUUUAAUUUGUUUGUUCUAUGUCAUUAAUUUUGAUUCAUUAUUAUUUUUGAGCAAUGACAUUAAAACAUUAUUUAAAAAGGUACCAUUCAAAAAAGUGUUAAAAAUAAGUUUUACUUUUUCUUUUCUUUUUUUUUUACAUUCAGCGCUUAAUCGAUCUACUUCUGAUCUUUUUAUUUUGUAUUUGUUUUAUGCCCUUUUUGUCAUAAAAAAAACGUAAUCAAUAAAAAUCAAUGUUAAUGACUAAGUUUUUUUUAUGACAAAAGGAGCAUAAAACAAAUACAAAAUAAAAAGAUCUGAAAUAGAUUGAUUAAGCACUGAAUGUAAAAAAAAAAAAAAAAAAUACAUCUAACACUUCUUUUUAACACUUUUAUGAAUAUUAUGUUUUUGGAUCCUUUUUUGAUGUUAUUGCUCAAAAAUAAUAAUUAAUACAAAUCAAUGUCUAAUAUUUUUGAGCAAUGACAUUAAAAAAGGGAUCCAAAAAGGUCCCAUUAAUAAAAGUGUUAAAAAUAAGUUGUAGAUUUUUUUUUUUAAACACUUAAGUCUAUCCAUCUAGAUCAGAUCUAUUUGUUUUUUUUUAAUUAUCAUUUUGUGAUUAAUUUUGUUUGUUUUAUGCCGUUUUUGUCAUGAAAAACAGUUAUUGAUUUUCAAUGUUAUUUUUGAGCAAUGAUAUUAAAACAAACAUCUCAAUAAAAUUCCCAGGAAUCCAAAAAGGUCCCAUUCAUAAAAGUGUUAAAAAUAGGUUGUAGAUGUAUUUAUUUUUUACUUUCAGCGUUUAAUCGAUUUACUUCGGAUCUUAUUUUUUAUUUUGUUUGUUCUAUGCCCUUUUUGUCAUGAAAAACUUAGUCAUUGAUUAACAUUAAUUUUGAUUCAUUAUUAUUUUUGAGCAAUGACAUUAAAAAAGGAUUUAAAAAGGUCCCAUUCAUAAAAGUGUUAAAAAUAAGUUGCACAUUUUUUUUCAACGCUUAAGUCCAACGAUCUACUUCAGAUCUGUUUAUUUAUUAUCAUUUUGUAAUUAAUUUUGUUUGUUUUAUGCCAUUUUAUUUUCAUAGAAAACAUGGUUGUUGAUUUUCAUUAUUAUGUUUGAGCAAUGACAUUUCAAAAAAGUGUUAAAAAUGAGUUGUAGAUAUUUAAAUUUUUUUUACUUUCAGUGCUGUAUCAAUCUGCUUCUGAUCUUUUUAUUUUGUGUUUGUUUUAUGCCCUUUUUAUCAUAAAAAACUUAGUUGUUGAUUAUCAUUGAUUUUUGUUGAUUAAGGUAUUUUUUAAUGACAAAAAGGGCAUAAAACACACAAAAUAAAUCAAUAGUCAUUAAAAUAAUAGUCAUUAAUCAAUGACUAUUAUUUUACAGCAAUAACAUUAAAAAAAGGGAUCCAAAAAGGUCCCGGGACAUAAUAAUAAUACUAGUAAUUAUAAUUAUAAAUAUUUUUUGGUUUGUUUUUGUUUUAUGCAGUUUUUGUUUGAGAAAAGUUACUUCACAUUGAUCGGGUUAGGGUUAGAUUCAUUAUUGUUUUUGAGCAUUGCGACCCCCAAAGGGACAAGCGGUAGAAAAUGGAUGGAUGGACAUUAAAAAAACAGACAUGAGCGUUUUGUUUUUUAAAUAUUUUAAAAUAAAUGUUUUGUUUUAUGCCCUUUUUGUCAUAGAAAACAUACUUAUUGAUUUUGAUUCAUUAUUUUUGAGCAAUGACAUUAAAAAAAAAUCCCAUUAAAGUUCUUAGGGAUCCAAAAAGGUCCCGCUCAUAGUGUUAAAAAUAAUAAUAACAAUUAUAAAUAAUAAUUUUUUGUUUUGUUUUGUUUUAUUUUAUGCAGCUUUUGUCUGAGAAAACUUACUUCACAUUGAUUCGGGUUAGGGUUAGAUUCAUUAUUAUUUUUGAGAAAUGCCACCCCAAAAGGGACAAGUGGUAGAAAAUGGAUGGAUGAACAUACAAAUAAAAUGUGCUUAAGUUUUUUUAAUUAAUAUUUUAAAAUACAUUUGUUUGUUUUACGCUCAUUUUGUCAUAGAAAACGUACCUUUUUGAUUAUGAUUCAUUAUUUUUGAGCAAUGAAAUUAAAAAAAAAAAAUCCCAAUAAAAUUAUAAAGGGAUCCAAAAACGUCCCGCUCAUAAAGUGUUAAAAAUAAUAAUAAUUAUAAAUUUGGUUUGUUUUAUGCAGUUUUUGUCCGAGAAAACGUACUUAACAUUGAUUCGGGUUAGGGUUAUAUUCAUUAUUAUUUUUGAGGAAUGCGACCCCAAAAGGGACAAGUGGUAGAAAUGGAUGGAUGGACAUAAAAAAAAAAAAGCGCUUAAGUUUUUUUAAAUUAAUAUUUAAAAUUAAUUUGUGUUUCUUUUAUGCCCUUUUUGUCAUAGAAAACGUACGUAUUGAUUUCGAUUCAUUAUUUUUGAGCAAUGACAUUAAAAAAAUUUGCAUUAAAGUUCUUAGGGAUCCAAAAAGGUCCCGCUAAUAAAGUGUUGAAAAUAAUAAUAAUAAUAAUAAAUAAUAAUUUUUAGUUUUGUUUUGUUUUAUGCAGCUUUUGUCCGAGAAAACUUACUUCACAUUGAUUCGGGUUAGGGUUAGAUUCAUUAUUAUUUUUGAGAAAUGCCACCCCAAAAGGGACAAGUGGUAGAAAAUGGAUGGAUGAACAUACAAAAAAACAAAAGAGUUUAAGUUUUUUUAAUUAAUAUUUUAAAAUACAUUUUGUUUGUUUUACGCGCAUUUUGUCAUAGAAAACGUACCUUUUGAUUUUGAUUCAUUAUUUUUUAGCAAUGACAUUGAAAAAAAAAAUCCCAAUAAAAUUAUAAAGGGAUCCAAAAAGGUCCCGCUCAUAAAGUGUUAAAAAUAAUAAUAAUUAUAAAUUUGGUUUGUUUUAUGCAGUUUUUGUCCGAGAAAACGUACUUUUGAUUCGGGUUAGGGUUAAAUUCAUUAUUAUUUUUGAGGAAUGCGACCCCAAAAGGGACAAGUGGUAGAAAAUGGAUGAAUGGACAUAAAAAAAAGCGCUUAAGUUUCCUUAAGUUUUUUAAUGAAUAUUUUAAAAAUACAUUUUGUUUGUUUUAUGCCUUUUUGUCAUAGAAAACAUACUUAUUCAUUACUUUUUUAGCAAUGACAUUGAGAAAAAUCCCAUUAAAGUUCUCAAGGAUCCAAAAAGGUCCUGCUCAUAAAGUGUUAAAAAUAAUCAUAAUAAUAAUUAUACUUUUUUUUUUUUUUUUUGUUUUGUUUUAUUCAGUUUUUGUCCGAGAAAACUUACUUAACAUUGGGUUGGAUUCAUUAUUAUUUUUGAGAAAUGCAACCCCCAAAAGGGACAAGCGGUAGAAAAAGGAAUAGAUGGACAUAAAAAAAGAGCUCAAUUCGUUUUAAGUUUUUUUUACUAAUAUUUUAAAAUACAUUGUGUUUGUUUUAUGCCCGUUUUGUUAUAGAAGACAUACUUAUUGAUUUUGAUUCAUUAUUUUUGAGCAAUGACAUUAAAAAAAAUCCCAUGAAAAGUUUCAGGGAUCCAAAAAGGUCCCGCUCAUAUAGUUUUAAAAAUUAUAAUAAUUAUUAUUAUUAUAAUAAUAAAUGAUUGUUUUUGUUUUGUAUUAUGCAUUUUUGUCCGAGAAAACUUAAUUCACAUUCAUUCGGGUUAGGGUUACAUUCAUUAUUAUUUUUGAGCAAUGACAUUUAAAAAAAAUCCCAUUAAAAGUUUCAGGUAUCCAAAAAGGUCCCGCUCAUAUAGUUUUAAAAAUUAUAAUAAUUAUUAUUAUUAUAAUCAUAAAUUAUUGUUUUUGUUUUGUUUUAUGCAUUUUUGUCCGAGAAAACUUAAUUCACAUUGAUUCGGGUUAGGGUUACAUUCAUUGUUAUUUUUGAGCAAUGCCACCACAAAAAGGGACAAGCGGUAGAAAAUGGAGGGAUGGACAUAAAAAUACAAAUUAAAAAAAGUCCCAAUAAAGUUCGCAUGGAUCCAAAAAUGGCCCGUUCAUAUAGGGUUAGAAAUAAGUUGUUUUUGAUUCAUUAAAAAAAAAAAUAGAAAUAGAAUAAUAAUAAUAAAAUUAUUUAUUUUAUUUUUGAUAUUAUCCGUUUUCUACCGCUUGUCCCUUUUGGACCGCUUGUCCGAAAGGGAUAAGCGGUAGGAAAUGGAUGGACAUUAAAAAAAAAAAUCCAAUAUUAUUCUCAAGGUUCCAAAAAGGUCCCUUUUGUAAAAGUGUUAAAAAUAAGUUAUAAAUUAUUAUUUUUUUACUUUCAACAUUUAAUUGUCUCCAUAUAUCUACCUUUUCUGUUUUAUUUUAUGUCCUUUUUGUCAUCGGCAACUUAACAUUGAUUUUAGCAAUAUUUUUGAGCCAUGACAAUUUCAUGACAAAAAAGCUGCCAUGCAUGUUUGUUUGUUUUCUUCAAAAGUCAACAUUGUACACCAGUUUGAUCUUUUAUUUCACAUUUUUUAAGUUUAUUUUUCUGUAAAAGCAUUUUUUUUUUAAAUGUGCAGCUUGUGGUUUAAAAAAAAAAAAAAAAAAAGAAGACUUUGGACACCCCUGGUCGAGAUCCUUUGUUAGUGUCGGCCUGCACUGCCCUCUGCUGGCCAUUCUUGGAAGUUUCUGCACUGCCCUCUGCUGGCCAUUCUUCGAAGUACAGAAAUGAGCCCUAUUUGAUUAACGGCGCUUUGAACUCUUUGUUUCGUCUUGGGGACUUUUUCACUUUUUAUCAUCCGAAAUUUGAUUUCUUUUGGGUCUGAAUCAUUUAAUUUAAGACCACCUGAGCUUAAAUUUAAAAAAGUAGCAUAAGGCGGUCACUUUUCCAACGUUUAAAAAAAAAAAAAAGAAAACAUGACGUCCUCGUUCUGCUGCUUCAUCAAAGGUCACAAACGAUUUCAGGAAAAGCAAAAGUGUUUACAUCGCCCGGGUCAACAACACCCGUCUUUACAUCGCCCGGGUCAACAACACCCUUCUUUAGGACGUUUGAUUUUUGAUUUUUUUUUUGUGAAGUUUUGUGUGGAGUUUUCACCCGGACCUGACCCCUGAACCCUGACCUUAGACAGCCCAUCCAGUGAAAUGUUGUCAGAACAGCACAAAGGCUCGGAUGCUUAAAACCAGACUAAUGUUCAUACGUGACACUUUUUAAUGAACAAACGUUUUUGAACUUAAUGCUCUCAUUUCUUUGCUCUUCUCCUGUCAUCUUUUUUUCCAGGGUUACGCCAUUCUUUUCACAAUUGGAAAGUGACUUGUGCGCACGAGUGUUCCGGUUCAAAGGACUCGGAGAAGUAGACUUCUGGGAUGGCACGGUUCAAGUACUUUAAUGUUUAUUCCUUCAAAAAUAUGCAGAAAUAUUGAAAUGGAAAGAUUUAUCUGACAAUCACCGGGGGGGCGGAGAGGGAGGGUUGGUUCCCUGGCAGGCCGUUUUAAGAGAGCACCGUUAGUUUCCUGCUUUCUCUGGUUUUCAAAGUAAAGGUUGUUUCCUAAAUGCAA